UCUAGGGUUUUUAUUUCGCCAACUCUCCCUCAAUCUCUCUCCUUCCAGGAAAAAAAUCCUCUUUUUCUCUCCAAUCCCAACCCUAAUUUUCAUCAUCACAUGGAUCGGUUUUUCUCCAAUCAAGGACCCAGAAUUUUGAUAGACAACACCUCCACCUUGAAUUUUUGUUCUAGAAUCUCAGCCGUCCUCUGUACCUCAUCUGUCUCUCAAAUCUUGUUCCGGAUACAAAGAGCUUGGUCUUGUUUGUAACGGUGCAGAGAUCUGAUCGAAAUGGGGAAGCGCAAUAGUCAACGUAAAAAUGCAACUUUGUUUGAUAGUGAUGAUGAUACUUUGAGUACUUCAUCGACAUCAGCAUCAGACACACAAUUUGCACAGGAGAGCGAAGAGGUGCGUGGUGGAGCACAUUCACUGGAGACUUAUUUGGAUGCCUUAUUUGAAAAGAGGGGAUCUACACGGGAGAAGGCUUUGUCAGGACUUACUGAUGCUUUUACAAGUCAUUUACAGCUUCAAUUUGCAGAGAACAAUUACGUUACUUUACAGCAUCAACUUAUAAACUCAAGCAAAAAGGGAUCUACCAAAGAGGCUGCCCUAGCUGCUCAUGCCCUUGGUUUGCUGGCUAUUACUAUUGGUUCUGGAGAUAGGGCUCAUGAAAUAAUGGAAGAGUCAAUUCCACCCCUCUCGCAAGCCCUUAAAUCUGGAUCCGAGUCAUUGAAGAAAUCAUCUGUAUUAGACUGUUUGGCCAUCGUCACAUUUGUUGGUGGAAAUGACUGCGAGGAGACACAUAGAUCUAUGCAAAUGAUGUGGCAAUCAAUUCAUCCAAAAUCAGGUUCUAAUGUUGCAUCUGUGAGCAAACCCACACCUGCUGUGCUAGCAGUGGCUGUAUCUGCAUGGUCUUUUCUGCUUACAACUAUUGACAGAUGGAAAACAGACUCUAUUAAUUGGCAAGAGACAAUCUCCUUCCUUUCAACUCUUCUAGACAAGGAUGAUCGUUCUGUUCGUAUUGCAGCUGGUGAAGCAAUUGCUCUUAUUUUCGAAAUAGGAAGUCUGGAGAGAUUCUCUGGAGAAGAUAAGAAUGAGAUUGACAGCUUAGGAACUGAGGGAAAUAAUUCACGUGGAGGAUUUACAUAUGUUGAAGGAUUGAAGGGGAAGAUCCUAAAUCAAGUGAGGGUCCUAGCUGUGGAGGCAGGUGGCAAGGGAUCUGCCAAGAAAGAUCUCAACAGCCAGCGGAACUUGUUUCGAGAUGUUCUGACAUUUCUUGAGAUCGGUGCUUGUCCAGAAACAUCAAUCAAGAUUCAUGGCGGCGAUAUACUGAAAGUUUCGACGUGGAGUCAAUUGAUACAGUUGAACUUUCUCAAGCGCUUUCUAGGAUCUGGCUUUCUGAAGCACAUGCAGGAAAAUGAACUGCUCCAUGAUGUUUUUGAUUUCAAGCCAAAGAAAAAGAAUCCAUUGGGAAGCGAAGAACUAUCGGGCAAUGAAAAGAGGGCAGUCAAGUUGCAAAAUUCUGCAAUCAACAAGGCAAGGACUCAGUUACUGAACAAGCAGCGUAUGUUGGCCCAGGAUAGAAACAAUGGGCACUAUGCUGCUGCCACCAAUGAAGAUGCUUAGAAGUGAAGGUUGGCUUGGUGGAUGCCACACCCUUUUUUCUUUUGCUUUUUAAAAUUUCCCCCCUUGCUCUCUCAUCUGUCUAAAAACAAUAUGGAAUAUUCUGUUUGCCCUAUGAUUUAUUUCUUUGCUGUAACUUAAUUAUUUUCAUCGGCGCUAUAUUGCUUAUCGAGAGGAUAAUAAAAAGGUGUUCAUUCUACCUUAUUAUGAUGGUGUUGGUA
Messenger RNA from Magnolia sinica, 1823 nucleotides. RefSeq lists its product as uncharacterized. Bases 271 to 1605 code for a protein of 444 amino acids. The transcript is spliced from 13 exons. The record is from RefSeq and is a predicted model, not a curated record. Lineage: Eukaryota; Viridiplantae; Streptophyta; Magnoliopsida; Magnoliales; Magnoliaceae.